AUGCCAUCAUCUUCCUCUCCAUUUAUUAUCCGCCCCGCCACCCCCUCCCCCACCGACCUAACCUUCCUCCUCUCCACCUACGACUCCUCCCUCCCAUUCCUAACCUCCAUCAACAACCCCCACCAAUGGGGAUCCAUUCCCUUUUCCCAACGCGGCGACUUCCCCACCGACACUUUAACCGAAUUGCAGUCCUCCGAGGAAAACCGCCUCACUGACACAAACACCAGCACUACCAACAACCUACGCAUCUUCAUCGCCGAACGAGAAUAUCCCUCCCACCCAGAUGACCAUAUCCCUCUCCCACCAAGCACCCUCCGCACAACCCCCAACGACAAACACUUUCUCCCCGUUGGCUUCGUCCAAGUCCGCGAGGAUUGGGUCCCGGGGUAUGUGAAAGCCCAGACCCAUCUUCCUAUCCCGGAGGGUGGGUGGGUUUAUCUAGAGGUGAUUAUCACGGAUAGUAGGGUUGAGAGUGAGUUGAGGCAAGGGGCGGGAAGGGCGUUGAUUGAUUGGGUGAGGGAGUUUACUCGAAACAGAGGGAAAGGGGUGGUUUGGGUGGAUAGUUGGGGGGAAGUGGGGGAAGAUUGGUUAGGUGGAUACUACGAAGAACAAGGGUUUAGGGCUGUGGGGGAGUGGAGUCAUGAGAGGGUUGGGAAGACGCCUUGGGUUGGGAUGUUGAUGAAGAUGGAUGUUUAGGUUUGGGUUUGGGUUUGGGUUUGGAGUUGAAUAUUUGAGGGUAGGUAGGUGGUUGAUGGCCUUCUGGAGUGUGAAUGUGUUGAUUGUGAAUGAUGGCUUUUGUGAGGGGAUCUCCUGCAUAUCAUCAUGCUAAUAGCAUGGAGUAAUCAAAGUAUCGAGCACUGUAUUAGAUUAGAAUUGUAUUUUGCGAGAACCAUGCAAGACUUAUUCGUGCUGUAUGGGGGCGGUCACUC
Molecule: messenger RNA, 929 nt
Organism: Aspergillus sclerotioniger CBS 115572
Lineage: Eukaryota; Fungi; Ascomycota; Eurotiomycetes; Eurotiales; Aspergillaceae
Exons: 2
Coding region: 1-696 (231 amino acids)
Molecular function (GO): acyltransferase activity, transferring groups other than amino-acyl groups
Source: RefSeq, a predicted model, not a curated record